Columba livia (rock pigeon) is the source of this 905-nucleotide messenger RNA. Its product is annotated as dynein light chain 1, cytoplasmic-like. Bases 166 to 435 code for a protein of 89 amino acids. The record is from RefSeq and is a predicted model, not a curated record. The transcript has 3 exons. Gene Ontology annotation, molecular function: dynein intermediate chain binding. Gene Ontology annotation, biological process: intraciliary retrograde transport; motile cilium assembly. NCBI's taxonomy places the organism in Eukaryota, Metazoa, Chordata, Aves, Columbiformes, Columbidae. Gene Ontology annotation, cellular component: cytoplasmic dynein complex.
GCUGGCGGUCAGUACAGAGGGGGUGGGGCUGGGGCCGCUUGGAGGCGACGGCGGAGCGCGCGGGUCGGUUAAACCGACGCGGCGGCGGAGCGUGCAGUGUGAUCGAGUUCGUCAGUGCCCCGCCCGCUGCGUUCCACACAGGGCGGCACCUGCCAAACGACAACCAUGAGUGAUCGAAAGGCAGUGAUCAAGAAUGCGGACAUGUCAGAAGAGAUGCAGCAAGAUGCUGUAGAGUGUGCUACUCAGGCCCUGGAGAAGUACAACAUUGAGAAGGACAUUGCUGCUCACAUAAAGAAGGAGUUUGACAAGAAAUACAAUCCCACUUGGCACUGCAUCGUGGGAAGGAACUUUGGCAGCUACGUGACUCAUGAGACCAAGCACUUCAUCUACUUCUACCUCGGCCAAGUCGCUAUUCUUCUUUUCAAGUCUGGGUAGAACCACGGACUGUUACUGAAACUUGCAUCCGGUUACAGGACUGUGUGCUGACGACUCUGACUAGUCACUGCAGCCUUCCUGAGGACGCAGGCCUUGAUCUUCAAGGGCAAUGGCAGGGAUUAUGCUAUAGCAGAUGAUGUUACAUAGUGGAUAUAAAAAGAAAAAGUACAAAAGAGUCUUCCUUGUAUUUAUUUUUUUUUUCAGAGGCUGCUUCUUUGCUAGUAGAGCUCUUGGAGCAGUUUUCCUUUGAGAGUUUUGUAGCCAUCUACAGUAUUGCCCAAUUACUGCUUGUUCUAUGUAAGUACUGACUGUUAGUUCUUUCUGUUUGAAACUUCUCUUCUCAUAUGUUUUUUUAAAAUAUUUUUCCCCUCUUGUUUUGCUGGAUGUACUACCCCAAAGUCUGAGCUUUCUUUUUCUGCUGAUGCCUGUUGGACAACUGCUUUGGAAAAUAAAUGACAAUACCUAUCCCA